This is a messenger RNA of Laccaria bicolor S238N-H82, 1362 nucleotides long. RefSeq lists its product as uncharacterized. Lineage: Eukaryota; Fungi; Basidiomycota; Agaricomycetes; Agaricales; Hydnangiaceae. Gene Ontology annotation, cellular component: nucleus. The record is from RefSeq and is a predicted model, not a curated record. The transcript has 6 exons. Gene Ontology annotation, biological process: mRNA splicing, via spliceosome. Bases 1 to 1362 code for a protein of 453 amino acids.
AUGGAUCAAGAUUCUUUUCGCCGUCUAUUGGAAACACCUGGAGGGGCCUCAAGCAGCCUUAGUUCUCGAAGCUCACUUCUCGCUCAGGCAGCAGGUACCAAGCCGAAGACUAUAGACGCCUCUAAGCCCGCAUUCAAACCUAGGAAGGUCAAGAAACAGUCAGACGCCAAAUACCGUGACCGUGCCGCGGAACGUCGCGGUGGUGAAGGAAAUGAUUAUGCACAGAUUGAGGCAGUGUUGGAAGACUUUGAGAAGCGGGCGGCGGACGCUGAAGACAAGGAUGAGGUUGAGGCUCAGAGGCAGUACCUUGGGGGAGACGGGGACCACACAAUUUUAGUGAAGGGUCUUGACUUCGCGCUUCUGGAACAGAACAAGGCAAGGUCGUUGAAUUCAGCGGAGGAUGACGAGACAUUGGAAGAGGCCUUUUUGGCGGCAUCCUCAGGAGCGCCUUCUACCGUUCCGAAGAAACGUACUAGGGAGGAUAUUAUACGAGAGCUGAAGGAAAAGAGGGGAUCAAAACCAACGGAAGACGCCAGUUCGUCAAAACCGGCCGAAGAGGAGAGUCGAUUGUUGGAGGAGGCGAAGCAGAAGGGGAAGUUUAAACCCAUUGGUUUUAAACCGAUUGGUGAUGGAGAUCCCAAAAAGAAGAAGAAGAAGAAAGUGGAAACGGAGGGAAAAGAUGGCGAACGGAAGAAGAAGAAACGGAAAGUGGAGGACGGGUCGAAAGCCGUCAAUGGCACAGGUGUAGACGCGACCGAGAAAGGUUCUAUGCUCCCCCCACCGGUGCCGUCGAAAGCACUCGAAACGUUGCCUCCCGCCGUACCCGAGCCUGAACCUCUUGAGGAAGAUUUCAACAUUUUUGCCGAUGUCGGCGAAUACGAGGGCAUUGGUCUUGAGUCUGACGAUGACGACGACGAUGACAAUCCAAAGAAAUCGAACGACGUGGAUACACCUCAAGAAGCUGAAGUUCCCAAUAUGCACCGUAGGUGGAUAGGAACCGACGAGCCAGAACCUACGCCCUCCACGAAUCCCCCGGAGUCACUACAACAGAACCCAACUGAACCGCCGACGUCUCAUUCCUUGCCACCUGAGGGUGAAGAGGAAGAACAACAACCGACACGCCUCGUUCCGUUAGCAAGCUCCGCAUUGCCGUCAAUCAAGGAGUUCUUGGCUAUGGAAAAGGCUGCUGGCUCAUAUGGUAAGAAGAAAAAGGGGAAGGAUAAAAAGAAGUCUGGCGGAACGGAUGAAGAUGGGGGCAGUGACAAGUCUAAAAAGUUGAACGCAGAGGCAAAGGCAGAGCGCGAUUACAAGCGAUUGAAGUCAUACACCGACAAAAAGGCAGGUGACUCUGCCGCCAAGUAA